ACAUUUGAUUAAUAUAGCUUAGCCUAUUAUGUCCUCAAUAAAUAUGAAAUGAUGUGUGAAGUUUUUUAUAUGUAAUUGUAGUUGUAGAUAUUUUAUGUCCCCUUUUACUGACACCGUUGAUAAUUUAGUUUAGGAGACAGGCUGCUUCGACCCUUCAUCUUUAGGGCCCAACCUGAGAUGAGAGAAUGCUAUGUCCGUGCCGACAGACGGAGGGAGCUGACUCGAUAAAGAUUUUCCCCACAUGGGAAAUGAACUCAAAUCUCUGUGUGUGACGGUGGUAUAAGAUGUCAAGUAUAGUAAUUAAUUAUAAUGUUAAAUAGUACAAUAUAUGUAUAUUAUGGUUCGCUAGGGCUGCAAUGAGUUGCUUUAGCAAAAUGCAGAACAUGUUAGUGCACAUCUUCGGCAAAUAAUACGAUAUGAACCGCUUCGGCAAAUGGACUACUUCAGCAAAUCAUGGAAACACCCACUUCGGCAAACGAGUCAGGAAAGAGAGUUAAGAGUCUGAAUUCGGAUAAUGUUUCAGUGAGAAUUAUUCAGUUAUGUGGGUAGGUGUCUGGAUUUUGCUCACCACUAGUGCGCAUUCUCCUGAAAAUUUAAACAGGAACAGACGCUUUUGAAAAUACAAUUUAUAUCAUUAGUAACUUUCUCUUUAAUAUCUUAAAUCAUUGUGAAAAUGGGCUCAGCUAGUGGUGAAAAGUUGCAGAACUUAAUUAGAGACAUAAAAUAUGAAACUGUAUGUUGAAAAUACUGCUUGUGGCUUUGCAGCGCUGUUAGUAUGUGAGGCUGCUGAAAAUGAGGUUUGUCAUAAUAUUAUGAUUUUCUGAUCUGAAACUUUGCUAGUGUAUAAGGCAGUACAUGUAACGUUAAAGACCACAGCACGUGUACAUUGAUCUAGACUUUAUUUCAGUUUUCAAAGAAACAAUGCAAGCUAAUGCUUCAACUCUGUAGGUACCAAAUCUAAACAUGUGAAAGAUAAACUGAAUACUUUUUGAAGCUGUUUGGUUGAAAUCUAAAAUCUGAUUCAUGUGUUGCCAAAAUUCAAGUUUUCAGGAAAAUUGCCCUGGCUAGAUCUAGAUCUAUAGAUUCUGUUCAUGUAAGUAUCAAUAAAUUGAUUAAUUUUUUAAAAGAUGUUAUAGGCCUAUAUAUGUUUUAUAUUAUCUGGAAUGUUUUUAUUUUUAAAUUUGUGUCCUUAGUGACUGCUGAAGGCUGUGAAGAGAGACGAGAUGGCGGAAGAAACCCCCAGACUAGGGCAGUUCGACUCACCCCCUCCAGUUUCACAUGAGAUCCAGAUAAGCGUGAAUGAGGAACGUGACCUGCAUGAAGCUUAUAAUGACUGCCACAAAAACAAAGGACACACAAACUUUACGCCUGUUCCAAACUUUGACCUAAAUUCUCUACCUGAAAGUUUCCAGGACCAGGGUAUUCUGGAUACCAUUAAACUACUUGCGAAACUGACAGUAAAGGUGGCUGUUAGAAAGAUGAGUUCAAAGAGACCUAAGAAGGGAGAGAGGGGCAUCCCCUCACACGGAAGUGGAUGGUUGUGGAGCGCUAAGAAAUGUAACUUCUACAAAGAUCGUCCUUGCGUGUGCAAGACAUGCAGGAGUUCCUCAGAACCUGCGAUGGAGUGGGGGGAAUUGAGAGCGUACACCAACAAGCAUGUUGUGUUUAACGAUGAAGAGGCAGACGGAGCCGAAGUAAUCAUGUUUUACGACAGCGAGCACGAGCGGGAUAAAGUGAGAACUCUAACUGGCAUUCGUGUCGAAAGCAGUGACCCAGAAGGUGACGUGUGCGAGUUUAUUGCUGUCACACACGACCACGAGCUUUGGACUUACGUGGUGACUAUUAUUGACUAUGUCUACAAUACAAAGUCGGAUCCACUGGAGGCGACAUCGUCCGAAGAGCUAGUUGAGCAGAAUUUGGUUGUUAUUGUUUCCCACCCCCACGGCUGCAAUAAACAGAUUAGUGUUGGCAAAUGUCUACAGAGAUGUGUACUGCGAAAUGAAGGUGAAUUCCACGAGUCAGUCUUCUACGUAUAAGACACCCCGACUUGUUGCGGGUGCAGUGGUUCACCGGUGUACGUGGUUGGCAGGGAAGGGCGGAGAGUCUUUCAGGCACCUCAUAGGGGAGAGUUGAUUGACAAUCCACAACACAGUUGCAGUGGUGUUGGCUUGGAAUGGAAAAAAACUGAACACAAGUAUGACUCCUUGAUUAUAGGUUCUGGUGAUGAGAAAAGUGACAGCGACGAACAAGAGACUGGUCCUGGUGAAGGGAGGGGCUUGGUGGAUGACUGUAGUUUGGUGGCGACAACUUCAGAACUCGGUUCUGAUUGUGGAAGCGAAAUUAAUGACAGUACAGAUGAAAUAAGACAAGGAAGCGAAAUUAAUGACAGUACAGAUGAUGUAAGACAAGGAAGUGGCAUUAAUGACAGUACAGAUGAAGUAAGACAAGGAAGUGGCAUUAAUGACAGUACAGAUGAAAUAAGACAAGGAAGUGGCAUUAAUGACAGUACAGAUGAAGUAAGACAAGGAAGUGGCAUUAAUGACAGUACAGAUGAAAUAAGACAAGGAAGUGGCAUUAAUGACAGUACAGAUGAAGUAAGACAAGGAAGUGGCAUUAAUGACAGUACAGAUGAAGUAAGACAAGGAAGUGGCAUUAAUGACAGUACAGAUGAAAUAAGACAAGGAAGUGGCAUUAAUGACAGUACAGAUGAAGUAAGACAAGGAAGUGAAAGAAGACGAAUGGAAAAGAGAAAAAUAAAUAAAGAUGUAGGGAGCGACUGUGGCGGAAAUGAGAGCUGCCCUGGUGUCAAAGAGCCAACAUGUAAACAGAGUCGCUCGGAAGGUCAGUUGGUUACAAAAACAGGAACUGACACAGAGCCCUCUGGCCGUUCUAGUGGUGAACGCCCUCAAGCUGAACUGUCACCAACUUUCUCUGGAAAUAAUGACAGCGUCAAAGAGGAGGCGGAAGAAUAUAUCCGGGUGACCUCUGCAAUGCAUUCAAGCCUGCAGAAAUAUCGAUUUUGCCGCAAGGGAGAUUGCCAUGAGACUUUCAUACCCUUAGGGGAGAUUUCCGAAGAUCGAAUAUCAUCACCCUACAAAGACAUCUACCCUAUUAUCAAACUGCUUGCCAAAAUAACUGCGCACGUAACAACGUGCUACGUUUCUCCGGAGAGGACUGGACGUUUUAAAAUUACGGUUGGACAUAAACGUACUGGCACGGGAUGGUUACAAAACCUUGACGGGUUCAGUGGAAGAGGACCCUGCCCUUGUUCAGACUGCCGUCGACAAGGCUCAAAGCCAUGCCAGAAAUGGAAAGGAUUUGUUUUGAGGACAGCUUGUCAUAUGAUUUAUGAUGACGCAGAGGCUCGUAGAACUGUAGCAAAAUUCAAUUUCGACAGCUACGAUAGAUCCAGUGUUAAAACCUUUGAGGGUGUACAGCUUAUUCAGCGGGAUGAGAAGGCUGAUUUGAGUGACCUACUUGUAGUAACCCAUGACACUGAAUUUGCUGAAAAACUACGCAUGGUCAUCCAGCUAUUUUCCAGACAACUUCAUACCAUGAAUGUAAAUCUUGCUGGUAAAAUUGAGCCUCCUUACCUGGUCACAAUAGUGUCUCAUCCACACGGAUUGAGCAAGCACAUCACCAUGGGCUUUACUAAGAUGAGUAUUGGUGGGGACACUAGUGCCGCAGACAUAUCAAGAGACACGCACACCCAGGAAUCCUCCAGCACUUCUUCACGUAAUGAUCCAGGGGGUGGAAGUCAAAGUUACGUGACUGAUGUCCCGACAAAACUGUUCAUCAAAUCGAGUCGUGUGUAUACCGCAGACACCUGCCCUGGUUGUAGUGGUGCUCCUGUUCUCAUCAUCACUGGCCAGGGUGUCAGGUGCUGGCCUCUAACUCAUGCUCGUUCCUCACGUUUUGGGAACAUAAGUUCUGAACACGUAGACUUAGUCGUAUAAACAUAUUAUUUGUGCCAUUUCAGAGAUUGCCUAUCCUGCUUAUUUGUUGGUGGAUGAAGAUUUAAGGGUUGUUGUCUCGGAUUCUGGCGUGGGUAGUCUAGGCAUUAGGCUACCGGACCUACCCUUAAUCGUGAGGUAGUGGGUUCGGGGGAUCAAGCCACAAGCCCGAGAUUGUGUUCUUGGGAGAGGCAUUUUGCAUGAAUUUUCCUCACUUCAUCCAAGCGUGUAUGGGCACCUGGCCAUAGACAUUGAAAGAUCUAGUCAGUAUAUAUAGAGUGUUUUAGCAAUUGCGAAAUGGCAGCUUGCGCUGAAAGCUUCUCACCAAGUUGAGAUUGUUUCAGAAUGCUUUCAGGUGUGCUGAGGUAAUAACAUAAUUGUAGAUUGUUAAGCGCAUAGAAAACUUGCUGUUAAGUGGGGAUUGUUAUCUAUACACUGCUAUUUAUUAUUAUUAUUACUAUUAUUAUUGUUAUAUUUAUA
Aplysia californica (California sea hare) is the source of this 4433-nucleotide messenger RNA. RefSeq lists its product as uncharacterized. The record is from RefSeq and is a predicted model, not a curated record. Lineage: Eukaryota; Metazoa; Mollusca; Gastropoda; Aplysiida; Aplysiidae. The transcript is spliced from 3 exons. Bases 2739 to 3956 code for a protein of 405 amino acids.